AUGCAUGUAGCUAUGGCUUAUUUAAAUGGACAGUAUUUGGAAACAUUGAUUGAACAAUUGGAACAAGUGUGCACAAGUGCCAAGUGGCAUGCACGUCAAGCAGCCAUCGAAUCUGUUCAAAGCAUGAUCUUUUGCAAUCUUUUUAAUGCUCGUCCUUAUACUAAACGAUUACAUGAACUUGUGCUCAAAUGUAUCUUGGGCCUCUGUGCGAUUGUCCUUUCGAGCCCAUACGAUAUUCCAACUUAUUUACCAGACGCAUUGAUGAUUCUCUGCGAACACUCUUAUGAUCCUGAUCCAAUACAAAAAUCGAUUAAACAAUGUUUGUCCGAGUUUCGUCGUACUCACUACGACUCAUGGCAUGAACAUCAGGAAAAAUUCACCGAACGUCAACUUCUGCUUUUGGCCGAUGCAUUCAUUUCUCGUAGUUAUUAUGCCUGA
Messenger RNA from Rotaria sordida, 438 nucleotides. Lineage: Eukaryota; Metazoa; Rotifera; Eurotatoria; Philodinida; Philodinidae. The record is from the annotation of a GenBank genome assembly.